Caenorhabditis angaria is the source of this 1415-nucleotide messenger RNA. The record is from the annotation of a GenBank genome assembly. NCBI's taxonomy places the organism in Eukaryota, Metazoa, Nematoda, Chromadorea, Rhabditida, Rhabditidae.
AUGAGUGAUUCGGAAGACCGGAAGAGUUGUGAAAUGUGCCAGAAUUAUGAACUGAAUCUAACGAUUAUGCAGGUGAGAAAAUACGAAUUUUUGGAGUCAUACAAUUUUGCAGGAUAAUGAACGGAAGAUGAAAGAGGAAUUAACGGCGGCUAAUUCGUUAGCGGAACGAUAUGAAAAUGAUUUGACUACCGAAAGAGAAUAUAGAAAAGAAAUGGAAAAACGUGUAACUGAGGUAUUUAGUUUUAUAUUAUUUAUUUUCAAAAAAAAACAAUUUUGAUUGCAGGUCGCCGCUCAAACAUCAGAUAAUGUAAAAGAUUGUGAAAAAGUCAAUAAACAAUUAGAAUUAAAACUUAAUGAGCUUCGGGAAAAACACGAAAAAUCGAUAGAAGCAUUCACCGAGCAGCUAAACAAUGCUCACAAAUUAAUACAACAAGGAGAAAGCGAAUUCGCCGAAUUUGUUGGAAAAUAUCAAAAACUAUUAGGAGAAAAUCGCAAAACCGCGCAAGAUUUGCGAUCGGAAAUGAUCGAUUUGCCAGCCGAAGUUGAUCAAUUACAAUUUCUAUGUUUACGAAAUCGCGAAGAAUUAAUUGAGGCGCGCGCUGCAAAAGAACACAUCGAACAAAAUCUAAAAGAUGAGGUAGCAAUGGUCAGAGAACAAUUAAAAGAAGAGAGAUCAGCACGACAAUCAAUGGAACGAGAUCUAUUAGGACAAAUUAAUCAACUUCAGAAAAAUCUAGGCAUUGCUAAUAGUAAAGUGAGUAUUUUCAAAUGGGGUGUUUUUUUCUAAAAAAAAUUUGUACUUUGUAGCUCCAUUCAACUUCAAAUGCAAUUGCUCAACAAGAGAAUUCAAAUCGUCAAAUUCGAGAUUUUCAAACAACAAUUGCAGAAUUAGAAGCGCAAGUUCAACAAGUUCAAAAUGAAAGAGCCGCCGUUGAAAUAACAGCAACAAACUAUAAACAAAGAUGUUCGAGUCUACAACAAGAAUUGGACACGUCAGAAGCAGUUCAGAGGGAUUUUGUCAAAUUAUCGCAAAGUUUACAAAUUCAGCUUGAAAAAAUUCGACAAUCUGAGCAAGAAGUUCGAUGGCAAUUUGAUGAAGAUGUUGAAAAAUGUUCGAAUUGUGAAGUUUCUGUGAUCAAGUUAAAACCAAAGCCACAGUAUGUUUUUUUUACUUUUUUUUUACAAAAUAUUCUUCAAAGCAUGUAUUUCAGCUGUCUUCACUGUGGAAAAAUCUUCUGCGCUCCCUGUGUCAAAAAUACCGUACCAAGUGGACCUCAUUUAAAACCCGCCAAUGUUUGUCAAGUUUGUCACACACUUCUCAACCGGUAAUUUUUUCUGAAACUUUUAAUUAUUUUUCCUCAAAAAUCCGUUUUUCCAGAGAUUCCAAACCAUUUUUCGCCACCCAGGAUUCAUGA